This is a messenger RNA of Anoplopoma fimbria (sablefish), 2227 nucleotides long. RefSeq names its product ubiquitin-conjugating enzyme E2B (RAD6 homolog) (gene ube2b). The record is from RefSeq and is a predicted model, not a curated record. Gene Ontology annotation, cellular component: HULC complex. The transcript is spliced from 6 exons. Gene Ontology annotation, molecular function: ubiquitin conjugating enzyme activity. Gene Ontology annotation, biological process: protein polyubiquitination; proteasome-mediated ubiquitin-dependent protein catabolic process; DNA repair. Bases 132 to 590 code for a protein of 152 amino acids. NCBI's taxonomy places the organism in Eukaryota, Metazoa, Chordata, Actinopteri, Perciformes, Anoplopomatidae.
CAGCCCAGUUGUUUUGGAAGAAGAAGAAGAAGAAGAAGAAGAAGAAGAAGAAGAAGAAGAAGAAGAAACACCGGAUCUGCUCUCAGUUUAUGGUCCUGUUUUAGGCUUUCUUUACACACAAAUUACGAAUAAUGUCCACACCUGCAAGGAGACGGCUUAUGAGAGACUUCAAGAGACUUCAAGAAGAUCCUCCCACUGGUGUGAGUGGAGCACCAUCAGAGAACAACAUCAUGCUUUGGAACGCAGUUAUUUUUGGGCCUGUGGGGACACCGUUUGAAGACGGAACGUUUAAGCUGCUGAUAGAGUUUUCCGAGGAGUACCCAAACAAGCCUCCCACAGUUCGGUUUGUCUCCAGAAUGUUUCACCCAAAUGUUUACGCAGAUGGCAGUAUAUGUCUAGACAUCCUUCAGAACCGCUGGAGCCCCACAUACGAUGUGUCGUCCAUACUCACCUCCAUCCAGUCGUUGCUGGAUGAGCCAAACCCGAACAGCCCGGCCAACAGUCAGGCCGCACAGCUCUAUCAGGAAAACAAGAGGGAGUACGAGAAGAGGGUGACGGCCAUCGUGGAGCAGAGCUGGGUGGACGUCUGAGUUUUGUCUCUCUCCCCCCCCCUUCCCCCCCUUUUACUCCCUCCUCUCUUCAUCACCCCAGUACUCCAGUCUUUCAUAUUUACCUCAUCAAGAAAAAGAAAAAACAGCAACUAUAUCAGAAGAACUCAAGUGCCACCCUGAAAAAAAACAACAACAACAACAACAAACAAGGAAGAACAUAAAAAACAAACAAACCAGAAUGGACAUCAACAUGCUUGCCAACACAUUUGAGGAAAACGAGGGAGGGUAAAUCAAUCUUAUAUUUGUGUUUCCUUGUCCUUAAUUUUACUUUUUUUUUGUAUUGCAUGAUGUGAAAUAAGUUAUUGCUAACAGAAUUUGUAAUAUAUCUUUGUUGUUUGGUUGGAUUGAUGCAGAUAGUGUUUUGAGUUUUACACGUUUUCUUUUUCCUUUUGGAAGAUUUUUUUUUUUGUAACGUCUGCUGGCGUGCACACAACUUGGCUACUAAAUCAGCAUAUUUUGAGAUAUAACAAUCCAGCUUCCAGACUCCAUAUCAUUGCAGAUCAUGAGGAACAAUCGGAUCGCUUCCACCAUAUCUCUGUUAUUUUAGGAGACACCGUAGGUUCCGGCGCUCACAGACGUCACAGGCUGCAACGGCGCCAAAGUCUCCCUGGCACCGAUGAAUCAUGAAUCACGACUCCCUCGGCUCGGCAGCUCCUCAGCUUUUUAUUCCAAUCAUUUACUCACUCCGAGGUAGGAGAGUAUAUUAGAGAGGGAGUGUUAGGAGAGAGUAAAUAUUAACACCAGGAUGGCAAAGGAUGAGCAGGGACCGAAUCCCAGCUGAGCCGAGGAAAUAGUGUGUCUCUUUGUUAAUUGUAAUCAAAAGCAAAAGAACUGGAGUCCAACAGUGCUUGUACUUCUAAGAUGUUCUUGAAUGGUGGACGCUAAAUCAUGUUUAUUUUGAUGCGUUCAUGGCUAAUGGGGUUUGAUUGACAGCUGUGUUCUCUGUUCUGCUCAUUUACUUUAAUAGACCUUUUAUUGGUUGUCACAGCUCAUAAUGUAUCUUAAUGAAUAGAAGAUGAAUGCAGAUCUAGAGUGGAACUGUUCUCCAUCUCUCGACAGCUCAUCGUAGGCGUGCGCCCACGUGGUUUUCCAUCCGCCGCAGAAAGUGAACGACUUUCAGUGUUGCCUGUGACGUGUCUGUGCUUUUGAGCCUUCUCUUAAAAUGACACAUAUGACAUUUAAAUGAACAAAUGAGCAGAGGAGGAAAGCCGAGCAGUCCGGUGCGUGGUCUCUUAUUUUGUUUGCUCUAAAUAAAAACCGUUAAGAGGGUCGACUGCAGGGAGGAACAGCUCUUACGCAGUUUCAAUCCUAAAUCAACCGUUUCCCCAAAGCCUCAAGUUGUCUUCGUGCCUGCAUUUGUCUCCUUUUUUUAUUUGUAUGUGAAGCCCAAUUAAAAGACCACUUGAGUAUAUUAACACAGCUCAACUCCAGAGAAAACCAUCAUCAUAAAACAGGGUUCCUCUUUUCUGAAGCAGUAAAAGGUUGUGUUGUGGCUAGCGAUUUAUUUCACCCCCCCCAAAAAAAACCACAGAAGGGAUAUGUUACAAAGAUUUUGUGAAUUAAACAAAAAAAUGUAUACUUAUAACAAUAUGCUGUAUAAACAUAAUAAAACACAU